GAUAUCCGCUGUAACAACAAGCGCUCUGUUCCCCCUGCCGCCCUGACGCCAUUUACGCAGCCCAAAUCCCGACCUCCCUCUCCGGAAAGCGAAAAAAAAAACACACACGCGAACGCACACACACGAGAAAAGUACUUGCAACUUCUGUGCGUAGCGCGGAUAAACCUUAUGAAAUCUUUCUACGCGAUCUUUUUAAGCAACUUUUACAACUUCUCGGACGCGCAAACUGGCCUGAGACGUGCGCGUAAUCGUUGAUAGUAGCUUAGGUUUUCGCCUCGUGCUCUUCUUCUCACGCAAAGGAUUAAACGUUGCAGUCUUUGGAUGAAAACUUCACCACGUAACUUUUUGCUAAAUGGAUUUUAACAGACGGCUUUCCUGAGUGACUUCCCACGCGGUGCAGGAGGAAAAACGUGUUGACCAAAGUGGAUUAUUUUCACGUGAAACGGAGGACAAAGUGUCGAAAAAUACGGACUUCAGAUGUGUCCCAUGCCAGCCACAGAGGCCUUUCACUCCCAACAUGGAUCCCAGCAGAGUGAGCCAGAGCGACGGGGGAGGAGGCCCCUCUCCAGGCCCCUCUCCAGGCCUCUCUCCAGACCUCUCUCCAGGGCAGUCAUCUGUGAGCGAUGCUGGUGACCCAGGCACAGCCCACCCUUUCCCCCCCGACCCCCGGGAGCAGCCGGUUCUGUCUCUGGACCAGAUCAGAGUCACACGCAGCAGUAAUGAGUACACUGAUGGACCGACUGCACCAGCGCCCAGGCCAACGGAGAGCCCAGAGGAGAGACAUCAUAACCUGCGGAACCUGCAGUCGUCUCACUCGUCCGGCUUGGAGGAGCCCCACAGCCCCAGGAGCAGUGGGAGCAGUCCCUCCUCUGGACAGAGGCUGCUGGGACAGUCUGGAUCAGAGAUCAUCCGCGUGCAGCCCAAACGGGAGCAGAGCCCAGAGGAGCUGAAGCCUCUGACAGACACCAGGACAGUGCAGGCUGUGCCAGGCAGCGGCACGCACAGACCUCUGCACAAACCCUGGGACCGCUGUGAGGAGUGCUGCCGCUGCCGUUGUCCCGAAUGCGUUCGCCCGCGGGUGCUGCCGUCGUGCUGGAUGUGUGGGCACAGGUGUGUGUGCUCGGCUCACAAUGUGGUGGAGUAUGGGACGUGUGUGUGCUGUGUGAAAGGGCUGUUUUAUCACUGCUCCAGUGACGAUGAGGAUACAUGUGCGGACAAACCCUUCUCGUGCUCCCAGCCUCACUGCUGUGUGCGCUGGAGCGCUGUGUCCCUGCUGGCUCUGUUCUUCCCCUGUCUGCUGUGUUACCUGCCAGCCCGCACCUGCCUCAACGCCUGUCAGAGCUGCUACGACAGGGCCACCCGCCCAGGCUGCCGCUGCAAAGACUCUCACCUCCGUGCACGGGACAUACCCACGUAGACUUAGAUCUAGACCUAAGCUAAUCUGUUUUCACCUGAACACCUCACACAGGGCUGACACCGCAGUGGUGCCUUCACUGACCAGAGCAGCACUGGUGAAAUAAGCGCUCCAUGUUCUACUGUUUUAUUCUGAAAUGCUUUGUUAACCCAGCUCCAUACGUGUGUGUGUGAGAGCGUCCCAUGUGUUUUAAUCUAUAACAGGGGCUGUUACUAACUGUUAGUACAUGCAGAGGCUGUGCACAUUAGAGUCUGACAGAGGUUUUAUUUUUAUACAUGGAAUACAUAUAAUACUUCAACUGUGAACCUUUCUGCCACACAGAGGCAUCUUGAGAGAUCCAUGUCUAUUUGAAUCAGUAAAGUUUGACCAUGUUUUACAUUCACUGGAAUGUACCAAUCAUUAUAUAAGUUACAAAUGAACAGCCCUUUGACUUGUAAAUUGUACAGCGACCUUUUAUGAAAUUUUAUUUUCUAAUUCCAACAUUGCUUAGUGUAAAGUAAAAAGUCUAUAUUUAUUUGAAGGUUUAUUAUUUUAUAAUGAAGAUAUUUAUUUUGAAAAGCCUUGUUUCUGUAGUGGCUGCAGAUGGAGAUUUAGAGGACCAAUAUAUUAACGUUUGAAAUUAAACCCUAAAGUCUGA
Boleophthalmus pectinirostris (great blue-spotted mudskipper) is the source of this 2051-nucleotide messenger RNA. It is a transcript of the gene spry2, whose product is annotated as sprouty RTK signaling antagonist 2. The record is from RefSeq and is a predicted model, not a curated record. Gene Ontology annotation, biological process: negative regulation of fibroblast growth factor receptor signaling pathway; negative regulation of Ras protein signal transduction; multicellular organism development. Bases 518 to 1417 code for a protein of 299 amino acids. The transcript is spliced from 2 exons. Gene Ontology annotation, cellular component: membrane; cytosol. NCBI's taxonomy places the organism in Eukaryota, Metazoa, Chordata, Actinopteri, Gobiiformes, Gobiidae.